Etheostoma cragini (Arkansas darter) is the source of this 3415-nucleotide messenger RNA. Its product is annotated as TBC1 domain family member 10A-like. The coding region runs from base 1 to 1422 and encodes 473 amino acids. Lineage: Eukaryota; Metazoa; Chordata; Actinopteri; Perciformes; Percidae. The transcript has 9 exons. The record is from RefSeq and is a predicted model, not a curated record.
AUGGCUAAAAUUGAGGAGGGCAAUGGAUUUGACCUGCGGAGCGGCACAGAUAAGCUGACAGAUAAUGGGAAAGGCAGCUCGUAUGUAUCAGCCCCAGAGGUAAACGGUGUUCCCGGGGAAACUUCGGUGGAUAAGUACGGAUUCACAGGAGGAGCCCAGCAGCACACCGGAACAUUUGCUGAAGAAAUCCCCAUUGAGGUGCUAAGGCAGCGGGAGGCAAAAUGGCUGGAGAUGCUCAACAGCUGGGACAAGUGGAUGGCCAAAAAACACAAUAAGGUGAGAGAGCGCUGUCAGAAGGGGAUUCCUCCGUCCCUGCGUGGCCGGGCCUGGCUCUACCUCACCGGGGCCAAAGUAAGAAGGGAGCAAAACCAGGGCAAAUUCCAGGAACUGGACAGUCAGCCAGGAGAUCCUAAAUGGAUAGAUAUUAUUGAGCGGGACCUCCAUCGACAGUUCCCCUUCCAUGAAAUGUUUGCGGCGAGGGGAGGUCAUGGACAGCAAGACCUGCUCCGCGUGUUGAAGGCAUAUACUCUGCAUCGUCCGGAAGAGGGUUAUUGUCAGGCUCAGGCUCCCAUUGCUGCCGUACUCCUCAUGCAUAUGCCGGCAGAGGAUGCAUUCUGGGUUCUUGUCCAGAUCUGUGAGAAAUACCUUCCAGGAUACUACAGUACAGGGCUGGAGGCGAUCCAGCUGGACGGAGAGAUCCUGUAUGCUCUGCUGCGGCGGGUGUCUCCUGUGGCCCACGGUCACCUGAAGAAGCACAAGCUGGAGCCCAUCCUGUACAUGACCGAGUGGUACAUGUGCGCCUUCUCUCGGACUCUGCCGUGGGCCUCAGUGCUGCGUGUCUGGGACAUGUUCCUUUGUGAGGGAGUAAAGAUCCUCUUUCGAGUGGGCUUGGUUCUCCUGAAAUGCAUGUUGGGAUCACAGGAGAAACUGAAGGCCUGUCAAGGUCUCUAUGAAACGAUGGAGCGGCUCCGAGCUAUACAGCCACAGUACAUGCAAGAAGUCUUCCUGGUGCACGAGAUUAUUGAGUUAGUGGUAUCUGAGAAAGACAUUGAGAAGGAACACCAUGCUCAGUUGCGGCGCUGGAAGGAGACCCAUGGAGAUCUACACUGCAAGUCUCCUCCCAGGAUGCACGGCGCUAAGGCCAUCAUGACCGCCGAACCGCCCAGUCGCCAGGACCUGAGACAGAGACCCACCAUUAUUGUGGAAUCUCCACUGGCACCCAAGACAGUUGGGGAGAAAGAUAAGGACCCCAAGGAAAGUGAAAAGACUGAAGAGGAAAAACUGAAGAAAACACUCCCGCUGCCACAGGAGACAGUUAUUCCUUACAUUCCUCCCACUGACCCAUCACCUCUCCUCAAACACUUGACUGCACAAGGGUCCAAAGAGAGUCUGAGCAGUGCAGAGCAUGACACUUACCUGUAGCAAGUUAAGUAUCACCAGUUUACUAACAUAAAUCACUCCAGACAGCCUUUGCUAACUUAUUAACACUCUCAGUUUUCAAUCAAUCUUCUCAAAUGUCACAGUGAAAUAAGAAACCUUUCCAUGACUUAUUAUAUCUGUGGUAAUUGUAACUCUGUCAGGGUUUUAUAAAAAUGGUUAUUUUUACAAUCAAGAAAAAAGUAAUCAUGUUUUCAAAGCUGGCAAAAGUGCCAUUGCUUAGAUUUCUAAGCAGUCACUGUAAAACUGAACCGAUUUACACUGUCAUUUCAUUUACACAUGUUUCUAUUUACACUUCUUUGUGUGGCACUGUGUAAUUGCCAGGGAGCAACAACAGAGGGCGACGGUGUGCCCCGAGCACACAUGUCUAUCAGGUUUUGUCCUGUGGAGUUAUUAACUUCCUUUGACUGAACAUGUAGAGAUGUACCCUCGCUAACUCACUAUUUACAUUCUUGAUUUUUAAAUGUACCUGUUAGAUUCUUUCCAUUGCUAUAAAUGAAGUUGGAUUUUGUCUUGAUAGAUAAGGUCUUUUGUAGAGCACUUUGCCUUUAUAGUCUUCCUCUUUGGCUAUGAUGGUCACUACGUUGCCAUUACGUUAGCAGAGAUUUGUUUUUACCAUCCUUUGCUAGACUCGCACUAAUUUGCAGACAAACAGUUUAUCAGUGAGUUUGUCUUUGCUGUUGUUGAACACUUGAGGGCGUCCUGAGGUUACCUCACACCCGCAGCAGUGACCAGCGGUCGUCUGUGUGACGGACAAAAUGAAGGAAGAAGUGUGCAGGGACAUUUUGUGACACUAUGCCAAAGAUUUGUAAUUCAUAUUUUGAAGAGGUAUGCUGUCCGAGCAGUUUAUGCAAUCAUAUUGUUAUACAGUUUUCGGUAGAGGAUUGGGUUUAUCAUGUUGUGAAUGGGAUAUGGCAAAAUGCCAUUUAAAAAAAAAAAAAAAAACACUAAUACAAAGCUGUUUUGUUUUUUUAACAAUCAUGCUUAGUACAUUUCUUAGACUUUGAUAUAUAUUUACUGUGAAAGAAAAUAUGGCAUUAGGGGUUGUUUUCUGUAACCUCAGAAUCUAAACUAUAGUCCCAACAUUUCAUGUGUUUUUAACACCAGGACAUUCCACUAAAAUGUGCUGAAGUACCUGGUGUUGUCUUUGUUGACAAAACUGCUUUGAACAACCUUUAAAAGAAAAGAAAACCAAAAAGACCACGAUGAUGAAGUCCAAGUAAUGUAUACAUAAAAUCUUCAGAAGUACUUUUCUAAUGGCAUUAUUUGGAUGAAAAGACAUUAAAAGUCAAAAGAGCCAUAAAUCUUUGAUAAUGACUGAACGGUAUGUGUUGAUACUCAUUUUAUCUAUUAUGAUUCAAUGACGAAAUUGUUGGAAAAACUCCUAAUGAAUUCAGAAUAAAUCAACAUUUAACUCCCAGUCCAGGAAUUUCCUAUAUCGGCAGCUACAUGUUACGCAGUACAUUAGAUUAGUUGCUAUCAGGGUUUUUCUAAUGGAAAAUGGUUGUGGAUCCAUGUUGAUUUUAACACUGGAGAUUUCAGUAUAGUUUAGAAAACAGACAUGUAGUUCAUCUGUUGAGUUCCUACCAGGAGCGUUCUAUACUGUCAGACAGAUGGCACCACUGAGCUUCAUCCAGGGAUUCAAAUGAUUAGUUGCCCAUUCAUUCUGAAGGGUACAGGAUGUUGUUUUUGGCAGCUAAACACUUAAUGUAGUUUUUGUUUUGUUUUAAGAUUAUUUUUUAAUAUACACUACCUGUCAAAGGUUCGGGGUCACAAAUUUCUAUUCCACUCUAUUAUAGAUGGAAUACCAGCUGAUCUGAGUGGGUGGCUGAUCUCUAAUGCAAUAUCUACAUUGCCCAUUUAUACAACUGGUCUGUUUACUAAUCUGUUAUCAUUUUAAAAGCUAACUGAGAAAAUAUUGGAGAACCCUUUGCAAUUAUGUAAGCACAUGAUGUAAUCUGAAAACUGCUGCACUGGU